CCUACCAGUAGCUAGAUCUUCUCACAACCACCACUUUCGAGAAAAAACAAAGAGCGAAGAUCUCCUUCUUUUUGUCCAUAUUAUCAAGUAAUACUACUAGAGUAGUAAAAGAAGAAGACCACCAUGGACAAGUACGAAAUAGGAUUGUCAACUCCCUGUGUUUACUACGAUGAAGAUUUUCUAAGUCCCGAAGAAGCCUCUGAUGCGUAUGACGAAUUGUGGAAGACCACGGCGUGGGAAAAGACUUCCAAAAUCAAUCGGUAUGUGGCACUCCACGAAGAACCACAGCAAGAACAUCAACAAGAGCAAGAAGAAGAGAGCCAUACUUACAAAUACCGAGAUGCUCCCGACCAAGACGAAAGCCAGCGUCGUCCGUUUACGACCACCAUUCGAACCAUUUGCGAAAAAGCCGAAACUUGGUACAACAACCAUCAUCAUCCUGGUGGCGAGACGCCUGCGCCUGUCAAAUUCAACGUGUGUUUGCUCAACUUUUACGAAAAUGGAAGUCAACGCAUUGGAUGGCACUGCGAUCGCGAAGAAAUUGGUCGUAGUACUCCCAUUGCCAGUAUUUCGUUGGGAGCGACACGGCAGUUUCAAGUGCGUGCCAAGCAAGGUCUGGAACGACUGACAAUCGAUUUGACACAUGGGUCUUUGACGAUUAUGGAGAAUAUCUGUCAAAUGCAAUAUUUGCAUUGUCUGCCCAAAAUGAACCAUGUCACAGAAGGACGCAUCAAUCUGACAUUUCGUUGUAAAACGGCCGAGACACCGGGAGAAGAAGAGCACGAACGAAGAGACAAGUGGUUGGAACGCAUGACUCAGCUGAAUGAACAAGACAAUGAUGACAAUGACGACUUUGGAAAAGUAUAUCCCAAUCAAUCCUUGGCAUUGCAGCAAGAACAUGGAAGCGACAGCAACGAAUCGGCAGCCGUAUUUGGAGAUAUUCGGGAGACCGAGGAACAACUGCAAGAUAAGCUGAAGAUCAUGAACGUCGUCUUUACGGCAAAGACCAACAUUGGAGCCGAAGGAUACGCCGCGGCAGAAAUACAGCAGCUCUUGUCGAUUCGCUUCCAGGAUAAUAGCAAUUGGACUGUGGUUCCCAGACCUUGGGGAGCAGCUGGAUAUGUGGCCAUUGGAACUUUGCAAUCACCACAAAUUACAACCGACAACAACACCAACAAUGAUGAUUCCGAUUCUGCUAGUCAAGCGAAACUCUCCUCAGAACUACUCAAACUACGAGCAUCUAUUUACGUUAUGCAGUUUCACGAUCGAUUUGAUCUGGCCGAUGUCGUCACACAUGCCAAGCUCGAAAACACGGCACAAGUGGGUGGGGAGGAACUCUAUCAGUUCUACAAGCAACGUCUCGAAAGCAACACGGCUAGAAUACCCACACUACAACAACAACCAAACAAGAAAAAGAAAAAGAUUACCUUUCGUGUCACUUGUGAACGCAUUGGCGAACGACACAACUUUCAAGCACCCAAUGUCGAAUUCGAAAUUGGUGGAGCCAUGUCCGAGUACUUUGCAAAUGUCAAACCAAAGAUGGAAGAUUAUGAUGUCAAUAUACGGGUCGAUGUCAUCAACACGCAUGUCAUGGUGGGAACACAGCUCAACCUGGUCGAUUUGUCCAGACGACAUGCCUAUCGAUUCCGAAACAAGGUUACCAUCAAAACAAAUCUCGCCUACAUUAUGCUGCAAUGUGCCAAUAUGCAACCACAUGACACCGUACUCGAUCCCUUUUGUGGUAGUGGGACCAUCUUGUUGGAAGCCAUGGAAGUGGAACCGACGGUGCGAUGUAUCGGAAUCGAUGUCAAUCGGCGCAGUGUGGAUGGUGCCAGAGAGAAUGCGCGUGCCGUGGUGGGCGACAACAACAGCAGCAACAACGGCAAGUUUGAGUUUUAUUGCGUCGAUGUCCGCGCCUUUCGAAAACACAUACCGGAGGACAAGUCCAUUGACUGCAUCGUGAGCAAUCUACCUUGGGGUGUCCAGACGGGUCACAAAAAGAGCGUCACGGAUCUGCAGUCCAUGUACGAAAUCUUUCUCCGGACGGCCUGGUAUACGCUCAAAGAUCACGGUCGGAUUGUCAUGCUUGUGUUGCGAGGACUCCAAUUGACACGCAUCUUGCGCAAACUGGGAGGACGGUAUCGCGUCUUGCGAGCCAAUGUGGUCCGGACCAGCAACAAUUUGCCUUGCAUUGUCGUGGUGGAAAAGCUCCCACGAGAUGUAUUGAAUGAUACGGUCAAGGGACAGCUGGCCUACAUGUCGCAAUUCGUGUCGGUUAGUCGAGAAAUGUACCAGGCCAUUCAUCACGAAGACAUUGCCGACGGAAUUGAUGUCCCCGAGACGAGGCCACACCAAGAUUCUGGUAGCUAAGUUAGCUGUUCGGUAGCUAGCAAUGAGAUUUGCCAAGUGGAAAGUGAUCUAGCUAGCUAGCUAGCUCAUCCUGAGAUGGGUCCAAUCCGAAUGUUUUUAAAAGGAACGUUGGGCGACAGCCUUUCUCGAAUCCAAACAGAGAAAAAAGAGUCCGAUGAAAAAAAGUUUGUCGUCCUUCAAUUAAACGAAGUAGCACACACAAAACUUGCACGUAGAGAUUGAAAAAUGCAAGCUUGAUCUAGCUAACUCAUCCUGAGAUUGAUAGGAUGGGUACAGGCCGUACCGUUAUGGUUAAGGAAGGUAUAGUGCAACAGCCCUUCUCGAGGCCAGAGUGAGAAAAAGGGAGUCCGAAGUGAAGGUCUCCGGUGAAAACGAGUUUGGCCUUAGAGGAAGCAGCUGCCACGGGGCAAGCACACAAAAAGUUGCACGUAAAGAUUGAAAAACAGCUAGAGCUUUUAAAAAAAAGAGCAUCUUAUUUAUUCAUUCAUCAUCACUAUCAUCAUCGUCGUCGUCCGAAUCGUCGUCAUCACUCUCCUCCAACUUUUGCUUCUUUUUCCAUUGCGCCGCCAUCUCCAAGAGUCUCGCUUGUGAUUUGGCAGUGGCCGCAUCGGCAUCAAUGUCAUCUGGGAAUUGGUAAUCAAAGUACUCUUCCCAUCCUUCCUCGUUUCCUUGUUCGUCGCGUCGCAUACGCUUGCGUUUGAUCCGACGGGGCAGUCGUUCUUCGACCUUGGCAACACUGGCGGGACUUCCGUGUGUCUUUUCGAGUACCCUCCACGAAUCCAACAAGAGGACGCGUUCUUCCGUCAAUCCUUCUUGUUUGAGUUGAUUGUAUGCUUUUUCCAUAAUGGCACGGGCUCGUUCCAACCCCGUCGUCGCCAAUGGUUCGUCUGCAGCGGAUUCUUCCAAAACAUCCGGUGUAUUGGCUUCAAAUUGUGCAUACGAGAUCCACACCUUGACAUGUCCGGUCAUUUCGAGGAGUCGCGAAUACAAAUUACGUGCUUUGGCAUGUUCCUGUUCGGCAAUUUCAAAAUCAAUGUAAUGUUUCCAGACUUGCUCCGGCAUAUCCAGUGACUCUUGUUGAAUGGCCAGCUCGAGCAAAGCCCGACACCGAUCGGUUUCUCCGACAUUUUGUUCCAAGGUGGCAUAAUCGGUCCAUGCAGAGGAUUGUGCCGGGAGUACUUUCAGGUAUUGUGUGUAGAGCGAUCGACAGCGAUCGACUUCUCCCAAUGCCAAUUCGAGGGCAAUGUACUCGGUGAAGAUUUUGGCGGUUUUUUGUGGCGUGUGUUUCGAGAGUGUCCCAAUGGCGCGUCCCAACAAUUUGCGUGCUUUGUCGACCUGUUUGAGUCGAACGUGGACUUUGGCGGCUUGAAUCCAUAUUUUGGCAAACGUGAAUUUAUCAUGAGGAAUCAUGGAUAGACAGGCUUGAUAGACUUGUGCGGCGCGAUCUCCAUCUUGACACGUCAAUUCUUCGUAUACGGCGUAGUAGAUCCAUACGUAAAUGUAUCGUCUCCAGGGAUCCUUUUCGUCGGGAUACGGUGGAACAUGAGAAACGGCCCGUUCAAAGGUUUCUCGGACCCGUUCUCGUUGUUGUGUCGUUUGAGUAUCGCUACACUGUUUUUCGUAUUCCUGUUCCAUGGCGGCCCAUUCGAGCCAUCCAUCAUAGUCGAAUGGAUUGGCUUCCAAUCGUUUCUGGUACUGUUCUCUUUGUUUUUGUGUAAUGACCGUUUCGAUUCCCUGUUUAUUGCCGUGUUUCUUUUCAAAGACAAUGUAGGCAUCAUACAAUUCUUUUCGUUUUUGUCGUUCCUGUUUGGUCAAUUCUAAAUCUUCUUCUUGAUCUUGAUCGGUAUCCCCCGUGGGCGUCAAGUGCAACAAGGAAAUGGCAUGUUGAUAAAUAACACGGGCGCGUUCGUAUUCUCCUUGUCGUUCUUCAAACGAGGAAAACUGUUUGAAGAGACGCGCGCCUUGUUCUUGAAUAUCUUCCGGAUCCAAUUCGGUCAGUGCCCGUUCAAAUACCGUCCGCGCCAAUUCGAUCUGUGUGGCUUCAAAUUCGGCCCAUUUGGCAAAUCGACAAAACGACGUGACACCGGGAUAUGCAUUGACGUACUGUCGCAUGACUUGUUCGGCCCGAUCGGGUGCCCCAUGUUUGGUUUCAAAUCGCGCAAAUGCUAGCCAGGGCAAAUCGUGCGGUUUCCAUUUCAUCCAUCGUUCAAAGACCGCCCGGCAUUUGGGAAUGUCGCCCACGAGUUCUUCCACAUAAACAUAUUUGUACCACAAAAAGUCAAUGCGGGGCAAGAUUUGGACGGCUCUGUCUAAUACAUUCCGGGCGUGAUUGAGAAAUUCUUGUCGCAAUUCAAAAUCGGCAUACCGCAACCAGAGUUCGCCACUGCGGUGUUCGACUUCGAGCGCGCGUUCAAAAAUACUGCGGGCGCGUUCCAAUUCUUUAUUGUCUUCUUCAAACCGGGCGUACUUGACCCAGUUACCCACAUGUUCUCGGCGAUACCGAAUAUUGUCUUCGAAAUGUUUGCGACGAUCCGCCAAAUGGGCUUGAUAUUCUUCUUGAUCAUGAACCUUGACAAUGGGCUCUAAAAUAUGAUCUUGUUGUCGAUCGGCCGCUUCUCGCAGGAUUUGCUCGGUACUAAUCUGAAUCGGUGCCGGAGCACGAUUCUUGACUUGAUUCUGAUUCUGGUUGUUGUUGCGGCGGGACAUGGUGGUGGACGUAUGUUGAUAUAGCUAGCUAGAGUAUGGAAGGUAGAGUGGAAGGUUCAGUGAGAGUGAGAGUGAGAGGGUCUUUUGUCUUUUGGCGUGGUGCUGUUGCUGUUGUGGCUGUUGUGGGUGGACGGGUUGUUGGUUCGGAAAAAGGCUUGCUCCGAAGGUUCCACGUGGAGGCAUUCAAAAUCUGCUAGCUAUUAGUACACGGUUUCUAUUGUGUUCCUUGUUCUGCACCGAUACGAUCUUGCUUGGAGUGAAU
Seminavis robusta is the source of this 5338-nucleotide messenger RNA. The record is from the annotation of a GenBank genome assembly. NCBI's taxonomy places the organism in Eukaryota, Bacillariophyta, Bacillariophyceae, Naviculales, Naviculaceae.